This is a messenger RNA of Hydractinia symbiolongicarpus, 2874 nucleotides long. Its product is annotated as sodium/hydrogen exchanger 5-like. Gene Ontology annotation, cellular component: membrane. Gene Ontology annotation, molecular function: sodium:proton antiporter activity. The transcript has 11 exons. The record is from RefSeq and is a predicted model, not a curated record. The coding region runs from base 497 to 1768 and encodes 423 amino acids. NCBI's taxonomy places the organism in Eukaryota, Metazoa, Cnidaria, Hydrozoa, Anthoathecata, Hydractiniidae. Gene Ontology annotation, biological process: proton transmembrane transport.
AAAUAUAAAUCACAAAAAUAAAUUACGAAACGUAUUGUUUAAAGAAUAAAGAGAAUUUUGUUUAAAUUGUUUAUUUACAGUUUAGUUGUCUAAGAAUUUGUCUAAAAUUUGCUAUUAUUACAACAGAAUGUUCACAUAUGUUUUAUCUUUUUGAAAAAAGUCAGGAGAUUACCCCAUAAUGUUUGGACAACUACAACUUUACUUAUGUAACUGCUAUUAUCUGGUAAGAAGCAAAUAAUUAGAUGCCCAAUAUGCAUUGGUUUACCAUAACUCACUUAUGUAAUAUUUCAAUUUUUCAUGUAGCUUAAUUACUACAAUAGUGGUUUUCCUUUUCAAAGCUAACUAAAUGUUGGGAUUUAAAUGUUGCAAGGCUUGAAUACUUUGUUGAUUUUGUUUUAGCUGUGUUCUGUUUUUUGUUGUGAAUCUAUCCUAUCCAGCCUUUUCAAUUUGUAUCACAAGCUAUUUUUUGUUUAUUCACAUAUCGAGCCUUGAACAAAUGGUGAUCAUUCACAGUGGUCAAAAAAACCUUACCCACUAUGGUUGUCUUGGCAUAACAAAGAGUUAUGGAGGGCUUCGUGGAGCUGUGGCGUUUUGCUUGGCUGUUUUAAUUAAAUCAACCAACAGUGUAUUUCGAAAUGUAGUUUUCACUACGACAGUAAUAGUGGUCAUUUUCACUGUCUUUGUUCAGGGUACCACAAUUAAAAAGCUAGUGAAACUUUUGGGUGUUAAAAGAACCCAGAAACGAGAAAAAUCCAUGGCAGAAACUUUAAAUGAUAGAAUGCUUGGAUACAUGGUUGCUGGUGUUGAAGAGAUCAUUGGUGUGCAUGGACAUGGCUUUUGGGCUAACAUGCUUGAAGUUAUUAAUAAAAGAUAUCUAAGGCGUUGGUUAGAAAGGGAGCCAGAUUUGUUUCUAGAUGAAGAAAUUGUAUAUGCUGAAAGAAGGAUGGCAUUUAAACAUGCACUGACUUAUGCUGCCAAUCCGACAAUGAUGUUAGCAAGGGAGAAUGAUGAAGCAGAGUUAAGUGCUUUAAAACGAAACCCAUCCAUAGCUCUUCAGCUGGCGUUAAGGAGCCAGGAAUUAAAAGGAACUGAAUGUGGAAUGAUUGAUUACAACAUUCUUAAAGAUCAGGGGGAAUGUUCUAGCAAUGUUUGUUCUAAAGCUUUUAACGAGAGAACUAUAUCAAACCUUAUACCAAAAGCUAAAAAAAUGGUAAGACGUACUUACUCGCAAAGAAAAUAUACUUUGGAUUCGUUAGGUGAAAGGGACGCUAUUGAAGAUCACUAUCUACAACUAAAACGAAAUUCCUUAGUUCAAAGACCAACUAGAUCACGCAACCAGAAGGGUCAUCAUCGUCACAAGCACAAGCACAAGCACAAAAGACAAAAAGAUAACAACUCUGGUAUGAGCUCAGUCACACAAGAAACAGAUCAGCAAGAUACUGUUGUUAGGAAAGCUCGUGUAAUUCAAUCAUCUGAUCAAAAUAGUGAGACAGAAAGUGAUGACGAAGGAAUACAACUUAAAACGAAGAUGCCAACAGAAGUCACUCCAUUAGUUACUAAUCCUCUUGUCUCACAAUCAUAUAAUAAACAAAAGACAGAAGAAGACAAAGCAAAUAGCAUUGAUGAAAGCCUGUCAAGAGACGACAUGGUAAUUAAUAUAAUUGACCCAUGGGCCGAUAACUUAUCACCACCACGUAAAAGCCAGAUGAAUGCAGACAUGUCUGAUCGAUACAAAGACAGUAAUUAUACACAUGAGACUGGUUUAUGAUGAUUAGGUACAAUGCACUUGUCCUGAAAUAAGCAUAACAAAUGUUUUAACAUUCUGCAAUGUAUGAUGAUUAUAAUAAUUGAUAUUUUUCUUUUAUCACCUUUUUUCCUUGCUUUUUUCAACCAAUAUUUAAAUCUAAUACAUUUUUCAUGCGUUUUUUUCAUUCAAGCACCAUAAAUAAUUGUAACAUAGUGUGAUGCACAUCAUAAAAUAUGAGACCUGUUACCUAAAAAAACCCAUUUAUUUUACUGCUGUUGACAGAUGUUUAAUUUAUUGAAAAUAUAAUGAGGAUGAAAAUCUACUGUUGGAAUAAAAAAGAAGUUUAAUGUACAAUUUAGUUCAAAAUAUAUUUAAACAAAACAGUAAGUUGUAAAGUUUAACCACACAAGUAAUUAUUCAGGCUGUUUCUAUUAUUACCUUUGCCGUUAGGCCUUUAUAAUCAACACUGUGGAUUAUUUUGUAAUGCUAGAAAGUGCAACUAUCAGAUUUACUAAACGCUGUCCACCUAGCCUACACAUUGCAUAAGUGGCAAUUCCACAGUCUCUCGGCAAAAGACCAUCGACUGUUAAAUAUUUUUAACUAUAUUUUUUGAAAACUGACUUUGCCUAUUAAAUUUUGCCCAAGAUUUGUUUUGUUUAUGUCAAUUGUUAAUAAUCUUUUUCAGUAUAGUUUUCAAACGCUGAUUUUUCUAAUUUGUAUAAUAAUUUAAUUUGUUGCACAUAAACAGAAAUAUAGGAAUAUUUAUUCUACCAAUAAAAAUAUAUGAUUUGUUUAUUUAUGUUUGUAUAUAUUAAUAUAAUUAACUCUCAGCAUUGAGAGAAUUGUUGAAAAAAAGUUUUUUAUUAUUUGUUUAUGUCCCCAGAUUUCUUUAUGUAAGUUUAUUUUUUUACACAAUGGAUUUAUUUCCACAAUAUGGCCUUGUGUUAUCAUUUCUUAACUUAUUUUCAAUCAUGCUUCGUUGUUUAAAACUAGUUAUUAAUCAGUAUCCAAUUUGAUCAUUUCUUGUCGCCUUCAAUUAGAAAGUAAAGUAAACAAAAAAAAGAAUUGCAAAUAUAAAUCACAAAAAUAAAUUACGAAACGUUUUGUUUAAAGAAUAAAGAGAAUUU